AUGAAGGGUCCCCGAGCAUUCAAGAACGAAGGACCGUCGGAGUUGUUCCUGGCGAGUUUGUUUACUCAUCAGAACGGCCGAUUGGAGCUGACGAAUGUUGCUGAGGAUGAGAAGUUAGAAUCUCGUGACUUGACUCUACAAAUAGACGACCGCUUUCUUACUGUGCCCGUGCAGGCCUACUACCCAAUGGAUUGUGCCGAACGACCGAGGUUUGCGGAAGACGUUCUCAAUGCUGCGGUCAAGAUUUCUAUCGGUCAUACUACCCUCACCGACCUAGUUACUUUGAAGCAGUGGAUUAGACCCCUAGUCCUUGCUGUGAACAAACAAGCAGUAGCCGCCGGCGCUGACUUAACCGACGAGAAUCGCCCCGUGCGAAUGGAAGCAGUGGCCAGGUGCUUCGGUGAUCGAAGUGAAGGUAGUUUGAUCACCAAGUUGCAAAAGACGGCCGAACCGAAGGACUGGGAUCUACACACCAAGCGCCAUCGCCUCGUCGUGCGCAGAGUGCUGGAGUGA
Messenger RNA from Gregarina niphandrodes, 513 nucleotides. RefSeq lists its product as hypothetical. Bases 1 to 513 code for a protein of 170 amino acids. The transcript has a single exon. Lineage: Eukaryota; Apicomplexa; Conoidasida; Eugregarinorida; Gregarinidae. The record is from RefSeq and is a predicted model, not a curated record.